Molecule: messenger RNA, 647 nt
Organism: Dichomitus squalens LYAD-421 SS1
Lineage: Eukaryota; Fungi; Basidiomycota; Agaricomycetes; Polyporales; Polyporaceae
Exons: 5
Coding region: 41-508 (155 amino acids)
Source: RefSeq, a predicted model, not a curated record
UGUCUAUCUGACCGCGCUCUACCCUUGCUCUGCUUCCACCAUGCCCAAGGUCGUCUCUCGCUCCGCCGUCUCCUCGUCCGCGGAUGCGCGUCCCACCGCAUCACAGGCAGCAGCGCUCCGCGUCUAUUAUUGCAUCUGCGGCGAGUUUAUUCUCGUCAUCGACAAGAGCUUGACCGCCCUCCCACGAAGGCAGACCGACGGCGCAGUCGUCGUGCGCUGCCAGGACGCCCGCGACGCCAAGGCGCGCGUGUUCAAACUGAACGCGACGGCCAAGGACCCCAUCCUCAUAGAGCGAGAAGGUGGGCACGAGAAACAGUACAGGUUUCACUGCCCUCGUUGUGCGCUUCCCGUUGCAUAUCAAUCCACGCCGCCCCCCGUGAAGUCUGGCCCAUACCUGUACAUCUUCAAGGGUGCCCUCAGUCAAAUUCAAGGCCAAGUGCCGUCAGACGCGUUCGAAGAUGAGAAACUGAUUUCGGACGCAGAUGUCGCGCGAGGUAAUGCACCCUAAUUACCAUACGAUCUCGUGCUACUGUGGCACGCUGUGUUCACAUUCACAUGCGUUCGAGAUGACCGUUAUUCAUUCACGCUGCGAGCAAUCACACGGAUGUAAUACAUAGCAAGUUCCCGUAUAAUGAUCUAUCCAUAAG